Messenger RNA from Lentinula edodes (shiitake mushroom), 624 nucleotides. RefSeq lists its product as uncharacterized. Lineage: Eukaryota; Fungi; Basidiomycota; Agaricomycetes; Agaricales; Omphalotaceae. The coding region runs from base 1 to 624 and encodes 207 amino acids. The transcript has 5 exons. The record is from RefSeq and is a predicted model, not a curated record.
AUGCCGCAGACACCUGUACCGGGAUAUACACCCAAAGUUUCGUUUGACACCUUUGAGAAUCCAGUGGCCAGCAUGUUCAGCUUCACGUUAAGAGCCAAAUCUGCUGGGUAUAAAAGGACGAGGUCGACGAGGGUCUUUCUGUGUGCCUCAUCUGCUGAUGAAUCAGGAAGGGAGGCUCUUGAUUGGUCUUUAGAAAGCUUUGUGCAAGAUGGUGAUGAAUUCGUGGUUUUUAGAGGGAUCGAAGAAGAAGUUCUUGACAAAGAUCAUGACCUGGUCCGCGAAGAUGCUCGUGCCCUCAUGGCUUACAUCCAAGCGAAGAGUCAAGAAUAUGAUCCAGAUCGUAAACUCUCCAUAAUCUUGGAAUAUAUCGCUGGAAAAGUUACCGAUGCUCUCGAUCGUCUCAUCGCCCUUUAUAAACCUGAUUCCGUUGUUGUUGGUACCCGUGGACGAAAGUAUGUUAGAGCCUGGCAAGUAGGUAUCGGCAAAGGGACCAUGGGCAGCAUUAGCCGGUACUGCUUGACCCAUUCCCCUGUUCCAAUCAUCGUUGUGAGACCAGAACGAAAGGUCAAGAAGACUGUCGAGAAGCGGAGAGCGGAUCCCAAAAGGGGUACCCAUUUUGACUAA